This is a messenger RNA of Ichthyophthirius multifiliis, 172 nucleotides long. RefSeq lists its product as hypothetical. NCBI's taxonomy places the organism in Eukaryota, Ciliophora, Oligohymenophorea, Hymenostomatida. The transcript has a single exon. The annotation marks the transcript as partial. The record is from RefSeq and is a predicted model, not a curated record.
GAUAUAUUUUUAACUUUAUAAUUUAUUAUAUUUAUUUUAUUUAUAAGAAUAUUUUUUUUUAAUUAAAAUAUAAAUAUAAUAUAUAUAAAUAUAUAUUUAUAUGUUUAAAUUAUUUAUAAAUAUUAUUAUAUAUAUUUAUUAUACUUUUAUUUUUAUAUAAUUUUUUUAAUUU